UUCAUCUCCUCUUCGCGUUCCGCGAGCCACCUCCUAAACCUUAGUAGAAGCGCGGCGCCGCCACAAGCUCUCUCCCUCGCCGAGCGCUGCUCUCUCCCUCGCCGAGAUCUGCUCUCUCCCUCGCCGAGUGCUGCUCUCUCCCUCGCCGAGAGCUGCUCUCUCGCCGAGCUCUGCUCUCUCCCUCGCCGAGAGCUGCUCUCUCGCCGAGCUCUGCUCUCUCCCUCGCCGAGAUCUGCUCUCUCCCUCGUCGAGCGUUGCUCUCUCCCGAGCCGAGCGCUGCUCCCUCCCUAGCGAGCUCUCACCCUCGCCGAGCUCUGCUCUCUCCCCUCUCCUGUCGCCGCCGCGAGUCCCCUCCUGCCUAAGCGAGUCCGCGACAGACCUCUCCCCCUCCUGCCGCCGCGAGUCCUCUACUGCCUAUGCGAAGUCCCCUCCUGCCGCCAGCCCUAGCAGAAGCGCCGAGCUCUCCCUCUCUUCACCGACAGGUUCUAUUCUGCCGCGAGCCCUAGCAGAAGCGCCGAGCUCUCCCUCUCUUCGGUGUCAGGCCCUCUCCUCUGAGCCCUAGCAGAAGCGGAAGAGAGAGGAGACGGGUGGAUAGAUCAUGUAGUGGCCAGCCAAUCGGAAGACAAAGGAGCCCAAAUUACGAUAUCUCCUAUCUCCUGCUUCCUUCCCUGCCACAUCCACCGGGUGCCCACGCGAUCGUCCAGGUCCCACUGCUCGCCGCCCCAGAUCUUCCAAUUUAUCUCCGCCUCUCGCUUAUCCACCACAGGAGAAGGCUCUAUCGAUACAGUGGACACGGAGGCAGCUACUGCGAACAGACGUUUCCCUUUUCCUUCUCCACCUUGUUGGAAUCCACAUUCAUCAAUUGUUUCAUGAGAGACAAUGGCAGCUGCAAGGGGCCUCGCCAUAGCCUUUCCAGGAACCGCAGCCACAAAGGCGGAGACUUUCCAUGGAAACAGGAUACCCAAUUCCACUUCUUCGCCUGUCGCUGCUGGAACCUCAUUGCUUAGGUUUAAGGUCGGUCGGAAAGGCUCUGUGCGCCGCCCUAGUCCGCGUUGCGAGGCUCUGGUGGAUCACGAAGAGAAGGCAGCGGCCAGUAUCUCUGCCCUUGAGCAGUUGAAAUUAUCUACCGACCGUUAUAUGAAGGAAAGAAGCAGCAUAGCUGUUAUUGGUCUAAGCGUUCAUACUGCUCCUGUGGAGAUGCGAGAAAAGCUUGCCAUUCCAGAGGCACAAUGGUCUCAUGCUGUUGGUGAGCUCUGCAAGUUGAAUCAUAUAGAAGAAGCUGCAGUUCUCAGCACCUGUAACAGAAUGGAAAUCUAUGUGGUUGCUCUUUCUUGGCACCGUGGAAUAAGAGAAGUAACAGAAUGGAUGUCCAAGACAAGUGGAAUUCCAGUUUCAGAGCUAAGAGAACAUCUUUUUUUGCUUCAUGAUAGCGAUGCCAGUAGGCAUUUGUUUGAGGUAUCAGCUGGACUCGAUUCUCUAGUACUAGGAGAAGGACAAAUCCUUGCACAAGUUAAACAAGUUGUGAGGGUCGGUCAAGUCAGCGGAGGACUAGGGAAAAACAUUGACAGAAUGUUUAAGGAUGCCAUAACAGCCGGAAAGAGGGUACGCUGUGAGACAAACAUAGCGUCUGGAGCAGUAUCAGUAAGCUCAGCGGCUGUAGAAUUGGCCCUCAUGAAGCUCCCGAAACCCCAUGGUCAAUCAGCCCGAAUGCUGGUAGUAGGGGCUGGCAAGAUGGGGAAGCUUGCCAUCAAACAUUUGGCUGCUAAAGGGUGCAAAAAGGCUGUGGUUGUGAACCGGUCAGCGGAACGAGUGGAAGCCAUUCGUGAGGAGCUCAACGAUAUCGAAAUCAUUUACAGACCUUUCAGUGAAAUGCACUCAUCUGUUGCUGAAGCUGAUGUGGUGUUUACAAGCACAGCAUCAGAUGUGCCAUUAUUCCUGAAAGAAGAUGUUGAAGUCCUUCCUCCUGCGAGUGAGGAUGUGGGGGGCAUAAGGCUUUUCGUUGACAUUUCGGUCCCUAGGAAUGUCGGUUCUUGUGUUUCGAACGUUAAGAAUACAAGAGUCUACAAUGUUGAUGACCUUAAGGAGGUUGUUGAAGCUAACAAGGAAGACAGGUUGAGGAAGGCAAUGGAAGCCCAGACAAUAAUCACUCAGGAGCUCAAGAGAUUUGAAGCAUGGAGAGAUUCUCUGGAGACUGUCCCUACGAUCAAGAAGCUAAGAACUUAUGCCGAUAGAAUUAGGUCCUUGGAGCUCGAUAAAUGCCUACAAAAGGUCGGUGAAGAUGCACUGACAAAAAAAAUGAGAAAGGCCAUUGAUGAUCUUAGCACAGGUAUAGUUAACAAGCUUCUUCAUGGUCCAUUACAGCACCUGAGAUGCGAUGGCAGUGAUAGCAGGACUCUCGACGAGACCCUCGAAAACAUGCAUGCUCUCAACAGGAUGUUCAGUCUGGACACGGAGAAAACAAUCUUGGAGCAGAAGAUCAAAGCCAAGGUAGAGAAAAUCCAAGCUUGAGAACUUACCCAACAAUGUACAGGAAAAGCUCGAUACAUUUCUGCAGUAAAGAUUUGUGAAACUCCAUAAACAAACCAACCUUUUGGUCACUUUCACUGCAUCUGGAUUCUCUGAUUCUUUGCUUCACUGCUUCUACAAUAAAAGAAUCGAUGAUACUUUGUGUCAGUUUGCAUAGAGUUGGCUGAUAGUAUUGUAUUGAUAUUUCAUAUUGCAUGUAUCCUAUUGCGGCUGAAGUCCUGUAAUUGGUCUCUUUGAUUCACUGUUGUGAUAUACUAAAUUCUUCUUGACUAUAUUAAGCACAUGGAAGCUACCCUUUGUUUUGA
Messenger RNA from Zingiber officinale, 2831 nucleotides. RefSeq names its product glutamyl-tRNA reductase, chloroplastic-like. Lineage: Eukaryota; Viridiplantae; Streptophyta; Magnoliopsida; Zingiberales; Zingiberaceae. Gene Ontology annotation, biological process: tetrapyrrole biosynthetic process. The transcript is spliced from 4 exons. Gene Ontology annotation, molecular function: NADP binding; glutamyl-tRNA reductase (NADP+) activity. The coding region runs from base 880 to 2508 and encodes 542 amino acids. The record is from RefSeq and is a predicted model, not a curated record.